UCAAUAUUUAUCAACACUUUUUGAGCCAUCAUGACCUUAUGUAUAUUAACAGGUCGAUAUAACAAUCAAUUUCCAAUUGAUUAUCGAUUGAAGGGUUACAUCGUCCAAUGGUUAAUCAUGAUUAAUUGGUAUACCAACUUAGAUAAUCUCAAAUGGCCUCAUCCUGCAUUUUGUUUGUUGAUUUUCCUAUUAUCCUAUGUUGAGUGUCAAAAUUGUCCACCCUUGAGGUUACCAGCAUAUGGUGAAUGGCCAACCGGAUCUUGUGUUAAUACUGUCGGACAGAGAUGUUUAUUUGGUUGCCAAAGAGGUUUUGAACUAAUUGGUUCAUCUCAUCGCACCUGUUGUGAUAAUGGAUCCUGGACUGGGGAAGAAGCAAUUUGUAUAAAUCAGCAGAUUCGUUGUCCUGAGCUGAUAAUCCCAGCUGAUGGACAACUGAUAGGCAAUUGUCUGCCCUAUGCUGGGGGAACCUGCAAUAUUCAGUGUUUAUCGGGUACUAGUCGGUUGAUUCAAAGUGUUUGUAAUAUAAAUGGCUCAUGGUCAGAGCCAAACCCACGCUGUACACCACCAAUCAUCUGUCCCAAUAUAGUUGGGGUUACCAAUGGACGGAUUGAAGGCGCUUGUUCUCCAGGAUUUCCUGGUUCAACGUGUUCGUUUUCAUGUAAUCCAGGUUUCACGUUGGUUGGUGCAUCGACAUUAGUAUGUUCAUCAACUGGCUAUUGGUCUGGAGAUCAGCCAGUUUGUGCUCGGCAAAUGUGUCCUCCAUUACCUAGUUCAGUGAAUACAAUUUUAAUAGGCAACUGUUCACCCGGGAUUGUUGGAUCUACGUGUAGUUAUGAGUGUACACGAGGCUUCGUAUUGAGAGGUCAAUCGCAACUUACAUGUACAGCAACUGGUGAAUGGUCAAGUCAACCGCCAACAUGUGAACCAAUAGGAUGUCAACAAUUGAAUCGACCUCUUAAUGGCCAAUUAAACGGUACUUGUAAUCCUGGUAGAGUAACGGAAUUGUGCAAUUUGAUCUGUGAUUAUUGCUACGCACCUUCAUCUAAUCCGAGUUUAACUUGCAGUGAAACUGGUCAAUGGUCCGAUCCAUUACCUAACUGUUUACCCAUAACAUGUUCACGACUACCAAGUCCAAUGGUUGGAACCUAUUCUGGCAAUUGUAAUCCAGGUCUGUGUGGACAGCCUUGCAUCCUUAAUUGUGGUCCAAACUAUGUGACACCAACUAGUGAGAUACUAUGUACACCAAGCGGUUGGGAAACACCAACACUUCCUACUUGUGUGCGUAGAAACUGUCCACCGUUACCACCGUUAGCUAAUGGUCUUAGCGAAGGCGCUUGUAGUCCCGGUAUAGCCGGUUCAUCUUGUAUUUAUCGGUGUAAUCCUGGCUACGCUUUGAUAGGUAACCCAAGUUUUGAUUGUUUGGCUGAGACUGGUAAUUGGACAGCUGGUGCUUUGCCUGUUUGCACACCAGUUAUUUGUCCAUCUAUUGUUCCACCCCCUGGUGGAUCAAUUAAUGGUAAUUGUUCUAGUGCCACCUUUGGAUCAACUUGUUCAAUCAUCUGUUCACCACCACUCAAUUUACAAGGCGAGCCUACAUUAACUUGUACAGCAAACGGUUCUUGGAAUCACCCAGUACCUUUGUGCAUUGAACCACCACCAAUUACUUGUCCAGCGCUUGUACCACCGUUAAAUGGCCAGUUAAUUGGAACUUGCUCACCAGGUUACUCUUCGAGAACAUGUUUUGUCAUGUGUACCGAUGGAACAGUGCCUUCAGGCCCAAACGAAUUGACUUGUUUACCCCAAGGUAAUUGGGACAACCCUGUUCCUCUCUGUGUACUCAGAUCAUGUCCAGACAUUGGUAGCAUUGAAAACGGUGUUACUCGAGGUGACUGUUCGCCAGGUGUUCCCGGUAGAUUGUGCUCGUUUGCAUGUGAUAAUGGUUAUUCAUUACAAAAUGGGCCCAACGUAAUUGAGUGUUACCCAAAUGGAACCUGGUCUGGUUCACCUCCUUCAUGUUUACAGAUAACUUGUGAACCUUUAGCUCAACCCUCACCCAACGGUGGUCUCCAAGGCUCAUGUAAUCCUGGUUAUAUAGGAGAACAGUGUAUCUUCACAUGUCCACCAGGUUAUCGACUGAUUGGUGCAACUAAUGCUCUUUGUCAACAAAAUGGAACCUGGUCAGCAGUUCCACCUUUCUGUAUACUGGCAACUUGUCCCUCUCUUACUUCACCUAUUUGUGGAUAUGCUUAUGGCACUUGUUCACCCGGAGCAUUAGGCGAAUCAUGUACUUUUGCUUGUGCACAAGGCUGUUACCUGGAUGGUGCAGAAGUUUUGACAUGUCUCGAAAAUGGAAGAUGGUCAGCUUUUCAACCCGUCUGUCGAGUUAAUACUUCCACUAAUGGUCCUGGAACUGAUCCUGUGACAACCGAUGACCCAGGGUCAACAGAUUAUCCUGAACCAGGACCAGAUCCUGAUCCUGACCCUGAUCCAGACCCAGACCCAGACCCGGACCCAGACCCGGACCCAGACCCAGGACCCAAUCCAACACCAACAACACCACCUGAUGGAACUAAUACGACUGUAACACCUCCUUUGGCCUUUUGCCCUUCUCUUCGACCUCCUCGAGGUGGUGUACUUUAUGGCAAAUGUGCUCCUGGCUUUGCCAGAGCAACAUGUACAGUUGUUUGUUCACGAGGUUACAGAUUAUACGGUCGACUGACAGCUACUUGUACAGUUACUGGACAAUGGUCUGGUCGGUUAGGAAUUUGUCGAGUUUCAUCAGCGACUCAAUAUGGUCAGUGUUGUCGCCCUCCUACAGCUCCGUUAAAUGGUCGUCUGGCACGGUGUAACUAUUCAAUGGGAGGCAAAUGUUGGAUUGUCUGUGCAGCUGGAUUCAGAGCUAACGUUGCUCAACCAUUAAUUUGCCGAGCAAAUGGUAAUUGGAAUUACAAUCCAGCUUCAAUUAGGUGUACGAGGCAAACAAGGACUGUAAUGUAUGUUUGGCGAUGGCUUGGUUGAUUAACAAAGAUGCAAAGACAAAAAUUUAACCCACAAAUUCAAUGAUAAUUUCCUAAAACAUCUCAAUCAUAUCAAAACACUUUGGAUACUCGCAUGAUUAAUUUCUCACUGGUCUUGCCAUGUAAAGGAAACAUUGUGAAAAUGACAUUUUUUUGUAACCAUUUACUCAGUUGAAUGUUAAUUUUUGUCAAAAGAUUGUAAUGUUUCCUUGUGACAAAUAAACAACUAUUAAUGGUAAUAAUGUGUACAGUGGACUAGUAAUGAUUGAUUUAAGCCUUACUUUGUAAUUUAAUUGCCAUGGAUCAUCAGUGAUGUGAAACUGAAUGGUCAACUGGUUUAUUAAUUCAUAGACUCAAUUGUAUUAUUGUAUUUUCGAGAGUCAAACAAUUUAUAGUACAAUUAAUAUGAAAGUAUAUCAAUAAAAAAAACAGGGGUGAUUGUUGAACAUCA
Tetranychus urticae (two-spotted spider mite) is the source of this 3468-nucleotide messenger RNA. RefSeq names its product P-selectin-like. NCBI's taxonomy places the organism in Eukaryota, Metazoa, Arthropoda, Arachnida, Trombidiformes, Tetranychidae. The record is from RefSeq and is a predicted model, not a curated record.